AGGCAGUGCCAGUGUUUGGAGUGCCACUGUGCCUGGCCGUCCAGCGCUGCCCGGCACACGAUGGCAUCCAGCUGCCCACCAUUGUCAGGGAGUGCAUUGACCAGAUAGAGGUUUGCAGUGAGAACUGACGGACGAUGGCCGGAGCCAGAGCCGAGGCUGACUCUAGACGGGAGAUGGCAGAGUGAACAUGACCCCGAACUGUGGCGUUGAGGACUUCCUGAUGGAGGUUAAGCUGACGUCUCUCUUCCGCCAAUAGAGUGUAGAGAUGGGAGAUUUUCCCGUGUAUGACGUCUAUCUGGGCCUGACUGGCCGUACCAGAAAGGAGGUGCAAGCGAGCCAAUGAAAUCAACGGCUCCUCGCCGCUGGGGAGUCCGAAACGGGCUCUCAUCCCUACCACUCCUAGCCGACAGGAAGUUGUUGAGAUCCUUGAACAAUUUUGCAAAUUCAGUGUGGAAGGAGUCUAGAGUCCGCCUCAGCAGCCCAACAGUAGGGACUGAUUGAUUCAUAUGGUCAAUUGUGUGUGUGUGUAUUUACCUAAUUGUAUUUACCUAGUUGUGACAUACCUACGGGAAAAGAUCUACGCUCAUGCUGUCCGGUCUCCAUAUCCUCUCUUAUCCAACUUUUCCUUAAUAUCCUGAAUGUUUCUUGCACAAACCACCUCCUCCUCCAGUCCGUUCCACAGCUUCUGUUUGGGAAGCUAAACUUUUUCACAUCUCACCUACACGUGGUCGCCCUAAACUUCUUUCCAUGUCCUCUCG
Eriocheir sinensis (Chinese mitten crab) is the source of this 758-nucleotide messenger RNA. Its product is annotated as ralA-binding protein 1-like. Gene Ontology annotation, molecular function: small GTPase binding; GTPase activator activity. Gene Ontology annotation, biological process: small GTPase-mediated signal transduction. NCBI's taxonomy places the organism in Eukaryota, Metazoa, Arthropoda, Malacostraca, Decapoda, Varunidae. The record is from RefSeq and is a predicted model, not a curated record.